AUGAAUAAGACCUUUGUGAGCCCCACAGAUGACCAAUAUUUAACUGAACUGAAAACUCCUGUGACUACGACUUUAGCUAUGUCAACAAGUAACGGUAUGUUAAAUGAACUUAUAAACAGGACUAAUAAUUAUAAGAAACUCAUUAGAAUUUUAAGUUUUAUUUUUAGAUUUAUUUGCAAUGCCAGAAAUUGCAAACGUAAACACCACGGUCCCCUGGAUUUAGAAGAAUACGUCGAGACUCGAGAUACCCUCAUUCGAGACUCGCAGGUACAGUAUUUUCCUGAAGAGCUCUUGGCUAAAAAAAGAGAUCUACCAGUCUCCAACAAGAGUAAGUUAAAACCUCUUAAUCCCUUCUUGGAUAAGAAAGGUUUAAUACGUGUAGGAGGCCGUUUAAGUAGCUCCAACUUGAAUUACAAUAAAAAAUAUCCCAUCAUCCUUCCACCAGACGGUAGAUUCAAGAAGCUCAUAAUGGAAUACUUCCACAAAAGAGAUUUACAUGUAGGGCCGCAGUCUCUUUUACAUAGCAUACAUCAACAGUUUUGGCCUAUAAAUGGCCGCAACGUAUUUAGAAAGGUAGUUCAUGAAUGCCUAACUUGCUUUAAAAUGAACCCCACUGCAGUGACUCAAUUAAUGGGUAAUCUUCCGUCUGAAAGAAUAUCACCAAGCCCGCCAUUUACCAAUACGGGUAUUGACCUUUGCGGUCCUUUUCAAAUCAAAUACAUGGGGCAGAAAAAGGGCAUUUUGCAAAGGAUUUAUAUUUGUAUUUUUAUCUGUUUGGCUAUUAAAGCUGUUCAUUUCGAAUUUCUGACAGACCUUACUUCUAAGUCUUUGAUUGCUGGCUUAAAAAGAUUUUUUGCCCGACGGGGUAAGAGUUCAGCCAUUUUCUCAGACAAUGCAAGAAAUUUUGUAGGUGCACGUUCAGAAUUACAACGGUUGGAAAAGUUAGUAAAACAAUCAGAAUUUGGAGUAGCUAGCUAUUUAGUUUCAGAAGGCAUUGUUUGGAAGUUUCUUCCACCUAGAGCCCCUAAUUUUGGAGGACUCUGGGAGGCCAGACGUUAA
This is a messenger RNA of Stegodyphus dumicola, 1059 nucleotides long. RefSeq lists its product as uncharacterized. The record is from RefSeq and is a predicted model, not a curated record. Lineage: Eukaryota; Metazoa; Arthropoda; Arachnida; Araneae; Eresidae.